Messenger RNA from Humulus lupulus (European hop), 1833 nucleotides. Its product is annotated as protein FIZZY-RELATED 3. Gene Ontology annotation, biological process: positive regulation of anaphase-promoting complex-dependent catabolic process; anaphase-promoting complex-dependent catabolic process; positive regulation of ubiquitin protein ligase activity. Gene Ontology annotation, cellular component: anaphase-promoting complex. The record is from RefSeq and is a predicted model, not a curated record. NCBI's taxonomy places the organism in Eukaryota, Viridiplantae, Streptophyta, Magnoliopsida, Rosales, Cannabaceae. Gene Ontology annotation, molecular function: ubiquitin ligase activator activity; protein binding; anaphase-promoting complex binding. The coding region runs from base 182 to 1618 and encodes 478 amino acids. The transcript is spliced from 10 exons.
CUACCAAAAUUCGACCGUUACAGAUCUUCCGCUACAACAAAAGAGCUCACUUGACUGAAAAAAGGCCUCUUUGCUUGCAGAGAGUGGCCUUUCCGAUAUCCCGUUUCUCCAUUUUUUUUCCAUCUUUCUUUCUUUUAAUUCAUAACCCAUAACCAUCUUUCUCGCUACAAGCUCACAAACUAUGGAUUCCCCACCUCAAACGAAAAAAACAGGGUUAAAUCUCCCGUCUGGGAUGUCCGAGACAUCGCUUCGUCUCGAGACCUUUUCGGGUUCCUUUCGGGGCAUAUCGAGCUUAUCGUCGCCAUCCAAAUCUUCCACCUGCAGCGAUCGGUUCAUUCCCUGUCGAUCUUCGUCUAGGCUUCACACUUUUGGGCUAAUAGAGAAGGCAUCACCGGUCAAAGAAGGCAGCAAUGAGGCCUACUCGAGGUUGUUGAAAUCGGAACUUUUCGGGUCUGACUUUGGCUCCUUUUCUCCUGCAGGUGGUAACCAAGUCGGGUCUUCGCCGAUGAGUAGUCCCAGUAAAAAUAUGUUGAGGUUUAAGACCGAUCAUUCGGGUCCAAGCUCUCCCUUUUCGCCUUCGAUUUUGGGGCACGACGCCGGGUUCUCUUCUGAAACUUCUACCCCUCCGAAGCCACCACGGAAGGUCCCUAAAACCCCCCAUAAGGUUUUAGAUGCACCAUCUCUGCAAGAUGACUUCUAUUUGAACCUUGUUGAUUGGUCCUCACAAAAUAUGCUCGCCGUUGGAUUGGGAACCUGUGUUUAUCUAUGGAGUGCAUCAAAUAGCAAGGUAACAAAGUUGUGCGAUUUGGGACCUAAUGACGGAGUAUGCUCUGUCCAGUGGACCCGGGAGGGAUCAUACAUUGCGGUUGGUACAAGCCUUGGCCAAGUUCAGGUUUGGGACGGAACACAAUGCAAAAGGGUCCGAACUAUGGGAGGCCAUCAAACAAGAACAGGUGUUUUGGCAUGGAACUCACGCAUUUUAGCAUCUGGAAGCAGAGACAGGAACAUAUUUCAACAUGAUCUUCGGGUCUCCAGUGACUACAUCAGCAAGCUUGUUGGCCACAAGUCUGAGGUAUGUGGGCUUAAGUGGUCUCAUGAUGACAGGGAACUCGCUUCAGGUGGCAAUGAUAACCAGCUCUUGGUAUGGAAUCAGCACGGCCAACAACCAGUUCUAAAACUGACAGAACAUACAGCAGCUGUUAAGGCCAUUGCUUGGUCACCCCACCAGAGCGGCCUUCUUGCAUCUGGAGGCGGGACAGCCGACAGAUGUAUUCGCUUUUGGAACACCACAAACGGUCACCAACUGAACAGUGUCGACACUGGAAGCCAGGUAUGCAACCUUGCAUGGAGUAAGAACGUUAAUGAGAUAGUCAGCACUCAUGGUUAUUCCCAGAAUCAAAUUAUGGUUUGGAAGUAUCCAUCAAUGGGAAAGGUAGCCACUCUAACUGGGCAUAACAUGCGAGUGCUAUACCUUGCAAUGUCACCUGAUGGUCAGACCAUAGUUACUGGUGCUGGAGAUGAAACGCUCAGAUUCUGGAAUAUCUUCCCAUCCAUGAAAACACCGACACCGGUUAAAGAUGUUGGUCUUUGGUCACUAGGACGAACCCAGAUUCGGUGAUCUUUCUGCAGUGUGAAGUGUAAAUGGGGACCAUAAUAGAGUGUUUUUGUAUUAGCUUUGUAUGUAACCCUAUAGUGUUUUUCUUUUUUGAUAUAUCAAAACCUACAAAAAUAUUACGAAUUUUGUAUAGUAUAAACUUAUUUUUUGCUGUACAAUACUAAAUUUUGAAUGUAACCAAACAAGUCUUUAUUUGAACUAAUUAUUUCAUCAUUUUA